AUGCGUGCCCCGUCCCCGCUCGUCCUUUGGAGCUGGGGCUCACGACCCGGACCACGCAAAUAUCUCCAGCCAACCAAUACUACGCGACCAUUUUAUAGAACCGUAGCAAGCUAUACACAUCCUCACCAUGCCUCAGCCCUCUCCAUCCUCCCCACAGCAGUGGAUACCUCCUCAGACGAGUAUCGCGAAAACAGCGAACAAAUGCAAGAACUCUUAGACCGGAUGAACAGCCUACACACCAAAAUUGCACGCGGAGGACACGACAAAGCGCGCGAGAAGCAUAUCGCACGCGGCAAAAUGCUCCCAAGAGACCGCAUCUCCGCCCUAGUCGACCCAGGCACCUCUUUCCUCGAGCUAUCAGCACUUGCAGGACACGGUGUCUACGACGAGGAUGUUCCAGCGGGCGGAAUAAUCACCGGCAUCGGGAUGGUCGAGGGUGUUAACUGUAUGAUUGUUGCUAACGACAGCACCGUCAAGGGCGGCACCUACUAUCCCAUCACAGUAAAGAAGCACCUCCGCGCACAGGCGAUUGCACAAGAGAACCGCCUCCCCUGUAUCUACCUCGUUGACUCUGGUGGCGCAAACCUGCCACACCAGGCAGAUGUGUUCCCAGACCGCGAUCACUUCGGCCGGAUCUUCUUCAACCAGGCCCGCAUGAGCUCCCUCGGGGUCCCACAACUGUCCGUUGUUAUGGGUCCCUGCACAGCGGGCGGUGCAUAUGUACCUGCUAUGAGCGACGAGACUAUCAUCGUUGAGAACCAGGGCACAAUCUUCCUAGCAGGCCCGCCUCUCGUCAAGGCCGCGACGGGGGAGGAGGUUUCCGCCGAGGACUUGGGUGGCGGCCAGUUGCAUUCGAGCAUUUCCGGAGUAACUGAUUACCUGGCUGUCGACGAUGCACAUGCUCUUGUCCUUGCUCGCCGCUCUGUCGCAAAUCUCAACUACCCUACCACGACAAUUCCGCUCCAGCUGGAGAACGGAAAUGGAGAUUCGCUUGUCGUGAAAGAACCGCUGUACGACCCUAAUGAGCUAAACGGAAUCGUGGGAACGAAUCUACGUCGCCAGAUCCCCGUCCACGAGAUCAUUGCGCGAAUUGUCGAUGGGAGUGAAUUCGCCGAGUUUAAGCGUGAUUAUGGCUCGACCCUGGUAACAGGCUUUGCCCGCAUUCAUGGCCACCGUGUCGGUAUCGUUGCUAACAACGGAAUUUUGUUCUCCGAGUCCUCGCUCAAGGGAGCGCACUUUAUCGAACUAUGUGCGCAACGGCGAAUCCCUCUUGUCUUUUUGCAGAAUAUCUCAGGCUUCAUGGUCGGCGCCGAUGCUGAGAAGGGCGGCAUCGCGAAGAACGGUGCCAAGCUUGUCACUGCCGUUGCCUGCGCCGAUGUCCCCAAGUUCACAGUUGUGUUUGGGUCCAGCGCUGGUGCUGGUAAUUACGGGAUGUGCGGUCGUGCCUACUCGCCUCGUCUUCUCUUCAUGUGGCCUAAUGCUAAGAUCGGCGUUAUGGGUUCUGAGCAACUCUCUGCCGUUAUGAAGGCUGUCGGACGAACCGCCGAUCCCACUUUGAAAGAACGCAUUGACCGCGAAUCCGAAGCGACCUUUUCAUCAGCUCGUUUGUGGGAUGAUGGAAUCAUCCCACCGUCUCAGACGAGGAAGAUGCUGGGCUUGGGUCUGGCAGCUGCGCUUAGUGGCAAGGCUGAGCCCGAUGUGCAAACCAGGUUUGGCGUGUUCCGGAUGUAA
Messenger RNA from Penicillium digitatum Pd1, 1731 nucleotides. Its product is annotated as putative 3-methylcrotonyl-CoA carboxylase, beta subunit (MccB). Lineage: Eukaryota; Fungi; Ascomycota; Eurotiomycetes; Eurotiales; Aspergillaceae. Gene Ontology annotation, cellular component: mitochondrion; methylcrotonoyl-CoA carboxylase complex. Gene Ontology annotation, molecular function: methylcrotonoyl-CoA carboxylase activity. The record is from RefSeq and is a predicted model, not a curated record. Gene Ontology annotation, biological process: L-leucine catabolic process.